Molecule: messenger RNA, 989 nt
Organism: Vicia villosa (hairy vetch)
Lineage: Eukaryota; Viridiplantae; Streptophyta; Magnoliopsida; Fabales; Fabaceae
Product: chaperone protein dnaJ 11, chloroplastic-like
Exons: 1
Coding region: 87-554 (155 amino acids)
Source: RefSeq, a predicted model, not a curated record
AAUGCUUCUUCCCAAAAUACAGAAGCUCCAACAUUUCCAUUCUCAUUCCCAUUUUACCCUUCUCAAUUCUCUGAUUCAAUUUUUCAAUGGCGGCAAUGCUCAAUUUCACCGGCCUCUCCACCGGACCACUCCAAUUCUCCGAUGACUGUUCCUCCUCCGUCCGGAAACCGAGCUCCAAUAGCUCAAAUCGCCGCACGGUUUCCGUCCGAGCCUCAUCUGCAGUUGUCGACACACGGAGACCGGCGACAAGUCUCUACGAAGUUCUUCAAAUCAAGCCGGGAGCAUCUCAUUCGGAGAUCAAAUCGGCUUACCGCAGUCUGGCGAAGGUUUACCAUCCCGACGCGGCGGCGCAACGGUUUCCGGAGUGUGGCGACAGAGACUUCAUCGAGAUCCGCAAAGCUUACGAGACGCUUUCUGAUCCAUCAGCGAGAGCGAUGUACGACAUGUCGUUGAUGGCGGCACAGUGCGAGAGGAAUAGGCAGUUUUCGGCUUCGAUGACACCGAAACGGUAUUCUUCGGGAUAUACAAGAUGGGAAACGGAUCAAUGCUGGUAGAAAGCGUUCAACUUGUUUCGGAUAAAAUCAAAGAAACUUCACAGAAAAGAAAAGAAAAGAAAAACAAUUGAAAAAUAGGAAAUUAGAAAGAGAGUGAUGAGAUUUGAAAUUGCUAGUUUAGCAAAGUGAAUUCUGUUACUUCGUUUGGUGAGAAUGUAAAUAUUCUUUUUCUUAAAUUAGUCGGUAAAUUUUAAAAAGGAAGUAAAAGAAAUUGUUGCAGAAAUAGUUGCUACUCUCUCCGAAUUAAAUAUCAAAUAGAGAAGGGUUAUAUUUAUUUCAAGAGUAAUUCAAUCUAGUGGUUAAAAAGAAUAAGUAAUUAAAUGUGGAGAGAGAAAAUUACUUAUUAUUUUUAACCAUUAAAUUGAGAAGAAUCUAUGGUGUAGAUUUGGAGUAAGUUAUAAUAACUUUACCUGGAGUAAAUAUAAUCCUUGCCUC